Messenger RNA from Emiliania huxleyi CCMP1516, 2511 nucleotides. RefSeq lists its product as hypothetical. The record is from RefSeq and is a predicted model, not a curated record. The transcript has a single exon. The coding region runs from base 1 to 2511 and encodes 836 amino acids. Lineage: Eukaryota; Haptophyta; Isochrysidales; Noelaerhabdaceae.
AUGAGCGACUCCAUCGUUCCCGAGAGCCAGGCUGCCUCGGAUGUGUGCAGCACGAAUGAUCCGCCAGGCGGGCCUCGCGCCGAUGCAGCUGUCGCAACUGCAUCGGCGCCUGCAACGGCCGUCGCACCUCGCAGCGAAAAGGAGGCGCUGAAAGCCCGCAUGGCGGCAUUGAGCACGGAACUGCUCCUCCUCAAAAAGAAGGCAGCCACCACCGCAGCAUCAAGCAGCAGUCAGCGUACCGCCCCAAAUCCCUCAGCGCCGGCUGGCAAUCGGCGGCUGGCAACGUCUGCCGCAAAGUCCCUCCGCAAGACAUAUGUGCCGACGGCUCCUGUCGCUGUCGUCGGCUCCGUCGCGAGCGGGCUAGCGCUCGAUGCUAGUGACGUGGACCUCGUGGCGUGCCUGGCUGGCGUGAGGUCCGCGGCGACAUUCCCGUGCUUGCUUGGGGACGAGCCGCUUGGCGACCCGCUGCUCUACCACUGGGUGGAGCGCCCCUUUCGCGCUUGGCGGCCGGUGCCCAAACGGCGCGUGCCGCUCGUGCUCCUGCCGGUCUUCGUCUCGCUCGUGCUGCUCAUCGUUCUCCUUCAGGGCCCACUGUACGGCAGCCUCUACCCGUCCGCACGCGAGGUCUCCGCCUCCGCCUCGCCGCCCACACCCACCCCUCCGACGCAGAACGCCCCUCACUCCUCUUGCGCCUGCUCCAACGCCCACGGAGCCCUCGGCAAGACGCUACACAGCCCGCCAGGCUUGGAUCCGCACUCGCCGCUGCCGUGCUUCGACGCCGACGGCCUGCCUGUCAACGGCGACGACCACAGCCGUUGGAUAUAUGAGCAACGGUGCUGCCAAGAGCCGUGGCACAACCCGCUGACGUCGGUGGACGGGCCGAUGACGUUCUGGGAGGUGCAGGACACGGCGUCCGCAUGCCUCACGCCCGAUCGAGGCGCCUCAGACCAGCCGACCUUGUUCCUGAUCGGCGACUCACACGCCGCGAUGCUGACGGAGGGCAUCCGCAAAGCCCUCGCCGGUCGCAUGACGCUCGCGUGGACCGCCCGCGGCAUGUGCCCACCGCUCCCGCCAGCACUCUACGGCUGGUGCGACCAGGACAGCCUCGAGACGGCGACGCUCUAUCAGCGCCAUCUGGUGACCACCCUCACCUCGCAGCUGCGCAGCGGCGAUGUCGUCGCCGUGGCGUCGUGGUGGGCGCCGUGGCGGGAUGCGUCGCAAGCGCGCCUCGUUGCCGAUCACUACCGGAACACCCUGGUGCCUCUCGUCUCGAGUAAGGGCGCGCAGCUGCUGCUCUUCGGCGACGUCUUUGGCGGGCUGCCCAAGGUGCCGCUAUCGUGCCUGAAUCACGCAACGAGCCCCUCCUGCCAGCGAAGCUACACGGACGCUGCGCGCCAGUUCGGCGGCGCGGCGAGCUCGCGGGAAGCAAGCGCGCUCGCGGAUGGCAACGAGCACACGCGCUUCUUCGACUUGGCGCCCCUCUUCUGCACAUCGACGGCGCCAGACGGAGUGUGCAACACGAUGGUGCCCGGCACAGACGUUGUCGCAUUCGCGGACAGCCAUCAUCUGAGCCGAGCAGGAUCCGCAUACCUCGCACCAUACCUGUGCUCGCAGUUCGAGCGGUGGGGCUUCUUUGGCUCCACGCUCGCUGCGAGCGGCUCCGACGAGUGGGCGUCGUCGAGGGGGGCACUGCACCAGGCCUUGAACCGGCGAUGGGCCCAAGGCAAGCCCUCAAACGAUUGGACAGCCGCUGGCGUCCUCGUCCACGUCUUCGAUGGAGAUGGCAUCGACCUUGUGCCCGGAGGCUUCGUACACGGCGCACCCAAGCUAGACGACCCACUUCGCGGCCUCGUGCGGCCCAGUGGCGGCCACCUCGCCGCCUCGCUGCUCAACGCGCGGCAUCCCACGCCCUUCCGCUGCCUCCUGGCGUGCCCACCCCAGUGGCGCGAGCUGCCUGGCAUCGUCCUGAAGCCAUCGGCUCAGGUGAUCUCGCGACUCUCGUGCCUCGCGUGGCGCGACAUCUACUCGACCCAGUACAACCGGCCCAACGUGACGCACGCCGGCUGCCCUGCGCGUAGCUUGUGGUGCGACGUCUCCGCACAGGGCCCAGGCUGCACGCCGCUGGGCAUGGCCGCUCAGAUGGCGCACUGCUGCACCACGUUUCCACCGACGCAGCUGGACAAGAUGAUGACCAUGCAAGACCUGUAUGCGUGGCCGCGAGGGCCGUGCCUCGGCAACUGCACCGACCACAAGAAUCCCGCGGCGUGGCUCUUUGAUGAGAUCAUCCUCGACACAGAGGAGUCGCCGUGGGAGCCAGAGCUGGAGGCGAUGAUCGGCGCUGUCUUCAUCUCACCGACCGCGUCCAGUCAGAGCUUUGCGUGGGGCCGCGCGGCGCACGCAGCGCUCCUGCAGCGGCUCAACGUAAGCGCGGACGCACUGCCGUUUCUGUACUACAACAUGCUGGCUCCCAAGGAGCCCUUCAGCGUGGUUCCCUCCAACGACAGGCAGUGA